CUGAAAUUAAGCCACCUAUGUUCAGGGCAGAGUGGAAGACGCAGGAGAGAACUGGACUGAAAGAGGGAGGCGGAGUAGGAAGGUUAGACUGAUUAACUGAACUGACUGCUGUCAGACUGCACUGCAACCAUGGGAGUGACAAAAAUGAAAGAUGACUACAAACUGGCAGCAACCGCAGACCACGAGGAGAAGAGGAGCAAGAAGGGCAGAAAAAAUAGGGAUACGGAGGACCUGAAAAAAGAAGUUGACCUGGAUGAUCACAAAUUAAGCGUGGACGAGAUUCACAGAAAAUAUGGAACCGACCUAGUCAUGGGUCUCUCCUCCUCCAGAGCAAAAGAGAUCCUGGCCCGAGAUGGCCCCAACGCCCUCACACCUCCUCCCACAACACCCGAAUGGGUCAAGUUCUGCAAACAGCUGUUUGGUGGUUUCUGCAUGCUGCUGUGGAUUGGUGCCUUCCUCUGCUUUGUGGCUUAUAGUAUCCAGGCUGCCUCAGAAGAUGAACCCGCAAGUGAUAACUUGUACCUAGGUAUCGUCCUUUCUGUUGUGGUCAUGAUCACGGCUUGCUUCUCCUACUACCAAGAGGCCAAGAGCUCCAGGAUUAUGGAUUCCUUUAAGAACAUGGUCCCACAGCAAGCCCUGGUUAUCCGUGACGGAGAGAAGAAAAGCAUCAACACCGAGGAGGUGGUGCUUGGAGAUUUAGUGGAGGUGAAAGGCGGAGACAGGAUCCCUGCUGAUCUGAGAAUCAUAUCUGCUCACGGCUGCAAGGUGGACAACUCCUCCCUGACUGGUGAAUCAGAGCCCCAGACUCGUUCUCCAGAAUUUUCCAAUGAAAACCCACUGGAAACCAGGAACAUUGCUUUCUUCUCCACCAACUGUGUAGAAGGCACAGCCAGAGGAAUCGUCAUCAACACUGGAGAUAAUACUAUCAUGGGCCGUAUUGCCACCCUGGCUUCCAGUCUUGAAGCUGGAAAAACUCCCAUUGCCAUUGAGAUCGAACAUUUUAUCCACAUCAUCACUGGAGUGGCCGUGUUCUUGGGUGUAACUUUCUUCAUCCUCUCCGUCAUCCUUGGAUAUAACUGGCUGGAGGGUAUUAUCUUCCUCAUUGGUAUCAUCGUCGCCAACGUGCCAGAAGGUCUCUUGGCUACUGUCACUGUGUGUCUGACUCUGACUGCUAAGCGUAUGGCCAAGAAGAACUGCCUGGUGAAGAACUUGGAAGCUGUCGAGACUCUGGGGUCCACCUCCACCAUCUGUUCUGACAAGACUGGCACCCUGACCCAGAACAGAAUGACCGUGGCUCACAUGUGGUUUGACAACCAGAUCCAUGAGGCAGACACCACUGAGAACCAGAGCGGUACCUCUUUUGACAGGAGCUCUGCCACCUGGGCCAAUCUGGCCAGAAUCGCCGGACUCUGCAACCGUGCCGUCUUCCUGGCUGAACAGAACAAAGUUCCUGUUUUGAAGAGACAUGUGGCUGGUGAUGCAUCAGAAGCUGCCUUGCUGAAGUGUAUCGAGCUGUGCUGUGGAUCUGUUAGUGACAUGAGAGAAAAAUACCCCAAAAUUGCUGAGAUCCCCUUUAAUUCCACAAACAAAUACCAGCUCUCCAUCCAUAAAAACAACACCCCUGGCGAAACCAAGCAUUUGCUGGUGAUGAAAGGAGCUCCAGAGAGGAUUUUGGACCGCUGCUCCACCAUUGUGAUCCAGGGCAAAGAGCAGCCUCUGGACGCUCAGCUGAAAGAUUCUUUUAAUAGUGCCUAUCUUGAGUUGGGAGGCCUUGGAGAGAGAGUUUUGGGUUUCUGCCACUAUAACCUCUCUGAUGACCAGUUCCCAGAAGGCUUUGCUUUUGAUGCUGAUGAUGUGAACUUUCCCACUGAAAACCUGUGCUUUAUUGGCCUCAUGUCCAUGAUUGACCCUCCUCGUGCUGCUGUGCCCGAUGCUGUGAGUAAAUGCAGGAGUGCUGGAAUCAAGGUCAUCAUGGUCACAGGUGACCAUCCAAUUACAGCCAAGGCUAUUGCUAGAGGUGUGGGUAUCAUCUCCGAAGGCAAUGAGACUGUUGAAGACAUUGCUGCCCGCUUAAAUAUUCCAGUUUCAGAGGUCAACCCUAGGGAAGCUAAGGCCUGCGUCGUCCAUGGUAGUGAGCUGAAAGAAAUGACCCCAGAGCAGCUUGAUGAUGUGCUGAAGCACCACACUGAAAUUGUAUUUGCCAGGACCUCCCCUCAGCAGAAACUGAUCAUCGUGGAAGGAUGCCAGAGACAGGGAGCCAUUGUGGCCGUGACAGGUGAUGGUGUGAACGACUCUCCAGCUCUGAAGAAAGCUGACAUCGGUGUUGCUAUGGGCAUUGCUGGAUCUGAUGUCUCCAAGCAGGCUGCUGACAUGAUCCUGCUAGACGAUAACUUUGCCUCCAUUUUAACUGGAGUGGAAGAAGGCCGUCUGAUCUUUGAUAACUUGAAGAAGUCUAUCGCCUACACUCUGACCAGUAAAAUCCCCGAGAUGUCGCCAUUCCUCUUCUUCGUGCUUUUUGACAUCCCUCUUGCCCUGGGAACUGUCACCAUCCUCUGUAUUGACCUGGGAACUGACAUGGUCCCUGCCAUCUCCCUGGCCUAUGAACAGGCUGAAAGUGACAUCAUGAAGAGGCAGCCUAGAAAUGCCCAAACAGACAAGCUGGUGAAUGAGAGACUCAUCAGUAUGGCCUAUGGGCAAAUUGGUAUGAUGCAGGCCUUAGGUGGCUUUUUCACUUAUUUUGUCAUCCUGUCUGAAAAUGGAUUCCUCCCCAAAGAUCUGGUGGGAAUCAGAGUGUUCUGGGAUAACAGAUAUCUAAAUGACCUGGAAGACAGCUAUGGACAGGAGUGGACGUACGAGCGCAGAAAGAUCGUCGAGUUUACCUGCCACACAGCUUUCUUCACAAGUAUUGUGAUCGUCCAGGUGGCCGAUCUGCUCAUCUGUAAAACCAGGACCAACUCCAUUGUGAAACAAGGAAUGAAGAACUACGUUCUCAUCUUUGGCAUCUUUGAGGAGAUGGCUCUGGCUGCCUUCCUGUCAUACUGCCCAGGCAUGGACAUUGCCAUCAGAAUGUACCCUAUGAAGCCAAUGUGGUGGUUCUGUUCCGUUCCCUACUCCUUCCUCAUUUUCAUCUAUGAUGAAGUCAGAAAAUAUAUCCUCAGACGCACCCCAGGAGGUUGGGUGGAGCUAGAGACAUACUACUGAGCCAACAUGACAUAGGCUUGGAGGAUGUGCGUUUUUCAUUACCAUCUUAUGCAAUCUUACAUUAUUAAUAUAAAUAUAUAUUUAUCAGUGUGUGUCACAAUAAAGAAUGUCUGUUGUACACUGA
This is a messenger RNA of Haplochromis burtoni (Burton's mouthbrooder), 3325 nucleotides long. Its product is annotated as sodium/potassium-transporting ATPase subunit alpha-1-like. Gene Ontology annotation, cellular component: membrane. Gene Ontology annotation, biological process: proton transmembrane transport; potassium ion import across plasma membrane; sodium ion export across plasma membrane. The record is from RefSeq and is a predicted model, not a curated record. The transcript has 23 exons. Gene Ontology annotation, molecular function: ATP hydrolysis activity; P-type sodium:potassium-exchanging transporter activity; ATP binding. Lineage: Eukaryota; Metazoa; Chordata; Actinopteri; Cichliformes; Cichlidae. Bases 130 to 3201 code for a protein of 1023 amino acids.